Molecule: messenger RNA, 1980 nt
Organism: Gossypium arboreum
Lineage: Eukaryota; Viridiplantae; Streptophyta; Magnoliopsida; Malvales; Malvaceae
Product: L-ascorbate oxidase homolog
Exons: 8
Coding region: 157-1788 (543 amino acids)
Molecular function (GO): copper ion binding; oxidoreductase activity
Source: RefSeq, a predicted model, not a curated record
AUGAAUGAACAAAUUCUCCAACACAAUUCCAUUCAUUUCUUCUUCUGUGUUUCUUUGGGUUAAUUCUUUUAUUCAUUAUUUGCUGUUCGCCACCUUGGAACUUGUAACCUUCUUGUUGUGCAAUUAAAUCUUAUUCACAGUCAGAGACAUCACAUAAUGAUGUGUAAAGGAUGGAGCUUUUGGCAAGGAUAUGUUGUCCUGUUUGCUCUUGCUGUUGUUGUUAAGGCUGAGAGUCCUUACAGGUUCUUCGACUGGAAUGUUACUUACGGUGAUAUUUUCCCACUUGGGGUUCGCCAGCAGGGAAUUCUCAUUAAUGGACAAUUUCCAGGGCCUGAUAUCUAUUCUGUUACCAAUGACAAUCUCAUUAUUAACGUCCAGAACAACCUGGAUGAACCUUUUCUUCUAUCAUGGAAUGGGUUGCAACAAAGGAGAAACUCGUACGAGGAUGGAGUGUAUGGAACUACAUGCCCCAUUCCACCAGGCAAGAAUUUCACUUACAUUUUACAAGUGAAAGAUCAAAUCGGUAGCUUUUUCUAUUUCCCUUCUCUUGCUUUCCACAAAGCGGCUGGCGGCUUUGGAGGCAUCAGGGUCCUCAGUAGGCCCAGAAUCCCAGUCCCUUUCACUGACCCUGCUGGCGAUUUCACCCUUCUUAUUGGCGACUGGUUCAAAAAUGACCACAGGCAAUUGAAAGCUAUGCUAGAUGGUGGUCAUAAGCUUCCCUUCCCUGAUGGUAUUCUAAUCAAUGGUCAUGGGCCUAAUGGUGCUUCUUUCACAGUUGAACAAGGCAAAACUUACAGGUUUAGGAUAUCAAAUGUUGGGCUUCAAAAUUCAUUGAAUUUCCGCAUUCAGGGUCACAAAAUGAAGCUGGUGGAAGUAGAGGGGACCCACACUGUUCAGACCAUCUAUGAAUCACUUGAUGUCCACGUGGGUCAGUCCUAUUCUGUGCUUGUUACUAUGGAUCAAGCUGCCCAGGAUUUCUACAUCGUGGCCUCAACUCGUUUCACUGACAACAUCCUUUCCACCACUGCCACCCUUCAUUACAGUAACUCCAACAAGGCAGUGUCUGGCCCUAUUCCUGCUGGACCAACCGACCAAAUCGAUUGGUCUCUUAACCAGGCUCGAUCCAUCAGGACCAACCUGACCGCAAGUGGACCAAGGCCGAAUCCGCAGGGUUCAUUCCACUAUGGUCUCAUUAACAUUACUAGAACAAUCAAGCUAGUGAGCUCAGCUGCUCAAGUCAAUGGGAAGCAAAGAUACGCUGUUAACAGUGUGUCUUUUGUUCCAACUGAUACCCCUUUGAAGCUAGCCGAUUACUUCAAGAUUGGAGGUGUUUUUCGAGUUGGAAGCAUCCCAGAUAACCCAACCGGUCAAAACAUGUACCUUGACACAUCGGUUAUGGGUGCUGAUUAUCGAGCUUUUGUGGAAAUUGUGUUUGAGAACCAUGAAAACAUUGUCCAGACAUGGCAUAUUGAUGGAUAUGCCUUUUGGGUUGUUGGCAUGAAUGGAGGAGUGUGGACUCCAGACAGUCGUGAAGAAUACAAUUUAAGAGAUGCGGUUUCACGAUCCACCACACAGGUAUAUCCUAAAUCAUGGACUGCUAUUUACAUGGCUCUUGAUAAUGUUGGAAUGUGGAAUGUGAGAAGUGAGUUUUGGGCAAGGCAAUAUCUUGGGCAGCAAUUUUACUUGAGAGUUUAUACACCUGUGAACUCACUCAGGGAUGAAUAUCUCAUUCCAAAGAAUGCUUUGCUUUGUGGCAGAGCCCAAGGAAGAAGCACAAGGCCUCUUUGAAACAUUUCCAGUAGCCCAAAUUGUUGAGAAUCAACCAUUAGUCAAUUAUAAAAUGCCUCAAUUCUUUUCAUUUUUUGUUUCACCAGAAUCUGUAUUUGGUUUUGUAUCUAAAGAAAUGAAAAUAAUUGUAUUAAAUUAGAACAUUCUUUUUGCUGAGGAAAUAAUACAAGGCUCAAUUUCUGUGAUAAAUAA